GUUUAUUAAUUGUAGCCGACAGACUGAGAUUUCCAUCAACUUCGAAUUCAAACACUUGUGGACCUUGACUCGAAAUGUCCGACAAUAGUGCUGCGCUAGCUUAAAUAGCGAACUCAAAUCUCGUCUUCUUCAUCCCAAAGUUCAUCGUUCUUUUCCAUCUUCCUAAGAAGGCCUCAUCAUGUCUAAUAAUGCUAGCGCCACUACGUCAGUGACAACCACACCUCCCCGCAAGUCCGAGUCUGGCUUGCCUGCCGAUCUCAAGUCCACCCCACACGCAGUCGGCUCCGCUGUUGUCAGCGAACACAUCGACACUGUAGGCGUCGACGUCAGUGAUGUCCGUCCAUGGAUCGCGCGCGACGUCAGGAACUUCAAGCAGUGCGGGGCAGACGAAAUGCUGCAGCAGCUCCUCGAAAUGUGCGCAGAUCCUAACCAAUCCCUUCCUCCCAAUCAGAAGUCCACGUUACUCGAUACUCCCCUCGAGGCUGUCAUGCCCCUCUGCAAUGGGCCAGGUGUGGCGCAGAAGAUCAAGCAACACUUGACUAAAUUUUGUAAUAUCGAGAGCGAAACCCCGUCUUACUCUGAAUUCGUCGAGGCUGCCAACCGUGCACUUCGUGAACUGGGGAAGGUGACCGUACCUGGAAUGCCCGCUUUUCAAGACGACGAUGAAACCAAUAUCCUUUUUCAUGUGAAUGAUCCAUCGUUCAUACACCAAGAACAUCAGGGCGAGAAGUCCAGCCGCAAACCGGACAUCGUCGUCGUUUCUCACCAGACUGCCGCGGAUAUCAUACCGGAAGGAAAAUCCAAAGAUGUUUACAAGUCUGCGUGCAAGGCGCCCACCAAAGACCAUGAGAACUUCCAGUGGGUGGAUGUCCGAACGACAUUCGAGUUCAAACGCCCGAAGCCGCGUCUGCCUCAUCCACCGUCUGCUUACACUAAGGACUACGUGACUCCUAAUGUCCUAUAUAUGGAAUACAUGAAGGAAACGGACAUGUCCAAACAGUCAACGGACUCGUUCGAUCAGUCAACAGACUCGACGUCUACCACUGGUACUGCUCAAGCCUCUCACAGUACCUCGAACAAGGUGCAAAAUAUAUCCCACCGACUCAGAAGCAACAAACGCGGCUCCGAUCAUUUACGCUCAAACGAGCCGUCCACCAGCAAACGAUCCAGGCAGGAUGAAGAGAGGCAAUCCAAGCAAGAGGAGAGGAGGAACAAGAAAAAGAAGAAGGGUCCGAACAAACACCAUCCUGUCAUCCAGAAUGGUUUGUAUGUCGCGGAGAUGUUCGCAGCUCAUACGGUGCGCCAGCACGUCAUCUCGUUUAUAGUAAACAACGAUAUCAUCUAUCUCUGGUGGUUCGAUCGUCAGCACACGAUUCAAUGCGCUGGCAUCAACUUCGUUCAGGACCUUCCACGCUUUGUGGUCUUGCUCUUCAUCAUGCAGCGCAUGGGGUACAAGCAGUGGGGCCUCCACCCGUUGUUCGAACCUGAACCUGGAUAUGAAGGCGAGAUUAUCGUCGAGUACGAGGACGACACAAACAAGGACGACCGGGAUAAGAAGGGCCAGGAUAAGAGGAAGCGCGUCGACCUUACACUGGAUUUGAGGUCUGAGGAAUGCGUGACUCAUUUCGGUCUACGGGGACGUGCAACCAUGGUAUUUCCCGUAAAGACGAAUCCACCUGAAUUGGUUGCCAAGCUCUUUUGGCCAGAAGAGGCACGCCAGAGCAAGCCCGAGAUCCUCGAAGAGGUUUACAAGAUUGCAAAUGAAGAUCCAGAUGUGUUGGGCCAUGUUCCAGAGAUGGUCUGGUUCCACAAGUUCGAAGACACUUCCACAGCGAUAAUCAGAAAGGCGCUAGGGAUCGACGACGCGGGUAGCCGGGUCCUAUACAUCAUCGUGUUCAGAAAGCUUGAGCCAAUCACGACACUGAGCGGUGAGGAGUUCCUCCUCGCAUGGUGGGAAGUCGCCAUCGCGCGCUCUGGAAGAGAGGAGUGCAUCACCAGCGACAUCAGUCCCAGCAAUCUCAUGGGAUACCACUUACGCGGUCGAUUUAUGAGCGUCCUCAAUGAUUUCGACUUAUCGUCGAUCAAAGAUUCCUUGUCCUCGAUUCAAGGCUCUCCCAAAGGCUUCGAGCGCACAGGAACAGCACCGUUCAUGGCAUUAGACCUUCUCAUGCCAGACACCAUCGCAGGCCGAGUCGAGCACGUGUACCGUCACGAUGCUGAAUCCUUCAUCUGGGUUCUCGCCUGGAUCUGCCUUCGGUAUAAAGAGGGCAAGCUUCGCAGGAAGCGCAGACCUUUGGAUGAAUGGCUGACAACGGAUGCCAUGGGAUGCUUCUACAGAAAAACGGGUUUCUUGUCAAUGCUGCGUACGAUCCGUCCAACGGGAUCGCACGAAGAAAAUUUCAAAGUUGCCUUUGAUUGCUUAGACGUGAUUCACAAAUAUCAGGGCCCAUCCGCGUCCGUUCCAACGGACGAUGAAGUAGUCUUCAAAACAUGGCUCCUGAACCAUGUGCCCCAGAAUGUACUUGACGGCAACAUUUCUCUUGUAGAUUAGAUAUGCUUACAGUUGAGGCAGCGCCUCUGAAAUGCGAUAUUGUAUACUAUGUUGUAGAUUCAAUGUAUGGAACAAACAUCAUGCAUCAUGCACGGUGCCAUUCUUUUGUAUGAUAUGUCAUGUGGAUGAGUGCUUAGCAUUUUAAGAUCAAU
Suillus fuscotomentosus is the source of this 2703-nucleotide messenger RNA. RefSeq lists its product as uncharacterized. The record is from RefSeq and is a predicted model, not a curated record. The transcript is spliced from 7 exons. NCBI's taxonomy places the organism in Eukaryota, Fungi, Basidiomycota, Agaricomycetes, Boletales, Suillaceae. The coding region runs from base 179 to 2551 and encodes 790 amino acids.